Molecule: messenger RNA, 2793 nt
Organism: Bombina bombina (fire-bellied toad)
Lineage: Eukaryota; Metazoa; Chordata; Amphibia; Anura; Bombinatoridae
Gene: DHX35
Product: DEAH-box helicase 35
Exons: 22
Coding region: 43-2148 (701 amino acids)
Cellular component (GO): intracellular anatomical structure; catalytic step 2 spliceosome
Molecular function (GO): RNA binding
Source: RefSeq, a predicted model, not a curated record
CGUAUUAGUGUAUCUGCGUUUUUCUGUGAGCCCUCACUAAAGAUGGCGGCGCCCGUGGGGCCGAUCCGGUUCUGGAAGCCGGGCACAGAGGGCCCAGGGGCUAGCCUUGCAGAGGAGAGGCAGAGUAAUGCUGAAGUCACCUCAGUCAUUUAUAACCCACAUGCUUCUCUGUCAAUUGAACAGCAGCGGCAGAAGCUGCCUAUCUUUAAGCUUAGAAAUCACAUUCUGUACUUGGUUGAGAAUUACCAGACUGUGGUGAUUAUUGGGGAGACAGGAUGUGGGAAAAGCACACAGAUUCCACAGUACUUGACGGAAGCUGGAUGGACUGCUGAAGGGAGGGUGGUGGGUGUAACUCAGCCUCGUAGGGUGGCAGCUGUUUCGGUUGCUGGGCGAGUGGCAGAGGAGCGUGGUGCUUUACUGGGACAUGAAGUUGGCUACUGCAUACGUUUUGAUGACUGUACUGAUCCACAGGCCACACGUAUCAAGUUUCUUACAGAUGGAAUGCUUGUGCGAGAAAUGAUGUCUGACCCACUGCUCACCAGAUACAGUGUGCUGAUGUUAGAUGAAGCUCAUGAGCGGACCCUUUACACAGAUAUUGCUAUUGGCCUGCUCAAAAAGGUUCAGAAAAAGCGAGGGGAUCUACGACUGAUUGUGGCCUCUGCAACACUAGAUGCGGAGAAAUUCAAGGCUUUCUUUAAUCAAAAUGACACAGCCGACCCCAGCAGAGACACUUGUGCUAUCCUGACUGUGGAAGGAAGAACCUUUCCUGUUGAUAUAUUCUAUACUCAGAGCCCAGUCCCAGAUUACUUAAAGUCCACAGUGCAGACUGUGAUGAAGAUUCAUCAGAGUGACAUGGAGGGAGACAUUCUCGCUUUCCUAACAGGCCAGGAGGAGGUUGAGAGUGUUGUAUCCAUGUUGGUGGAGCAAGCACGUGUUCUGUCUCGCUCAGGCAUGAAGAAGCACAUGCGUAUUCUCCCUAUGUACGCAGGGCUCCCAGCAUCUGAACAGAUGAAGGUGUUUGAGAGGGUUUCCCAUAACAUCAGGAAGGUGGUGGUUGCUACAAACAUCGCUGAGACGUCCAUCACUAUAAAUGGGAUCUCCUUCGUCAUAGAUUGUGGCUUUGUCAAGCUUAGGGCGUAUGAUCCUAAACGAGCAGUGGAGUCCCUGGUACUGGUUCCGGUUUCACAAGCCUCAGCUAAUCAGAGAGCAGGACGUAGUGGGAGGAAUCGCUCUGGGCAAUGCUACCGGCUUUAUACAGAGGAAGAUUUUCAGAAGUUGCCUCCAUCCACAGUACCAGAAAUGCAGCGCAGCAAUCUGUCACCAGUGAUCCUGCAGCUGAAGGCACUUGGCAUUGACAAUGUUCUACGUUUCCAUUUCCUGUCGCCACCUCCUGCGCAGUCAAUGGUUCAGGCCCUGGAGUUGCUGUAUGCAUUAGGAGGACUGGAUAAACACUGUCGCCUCACUGAACCACUUGGAGUAAGAAUGGCUGAGUUCCCUCUUAACCCCAUGUUUGCAAAGAUGUUGCUAGAGUCCGGAAAUUUCGGUUGCUCGGCAGAGAUUUUAAGCAUUGCAGCAAUGAUGCAGAUUCAGAAUGUUUUUGUUGUUCCCCCCAACCAGAAAGCUCAAGCGACCAGAGAGCACCGUAAAUUUGCUGUGGAAGAAGGAGAUCACCUCACCAUGCUAAAUGUGUUUGAGGCCUUUAUCAAGUUUAAUAAGAGCUCCCACUGGUGUCAGCAACACUUUCUCAACUACAAGGGGCUGAUGAGAGCAGUGACUGUGAGAGAACAGCUGAAGAAACUUCUGAACAAGUUUAAAGUAGCCAAGAAUUCCAGUGAAGGAGACCCAGAUCCCAUCCUGCGAUGCAUUGUGGCGGGAUUCUUUGCCAACGCUGCCAAGCUCCAUUCCACAGGGGUGUACAGGACAGUACGGGAUGGACAUGAAUUGCACAUUCACCCAACAUCUGUGCUAUAUGCAGAAAAACCUCCAAACUGGGUGCUGUUUAGCGAGGUUAUCCAGACAAGUAAAUAUUACAUGCGAGACGUGACAUCCGUUGAGUCGGCCUGGCUUCUGGAGCUUGCACCGCACUUCUACCAGCAGGGGACGCAUCUCUCACGAUCCUCUAAACGAGUCAAGUUGGACAAUUUGUGAGUCUUCUCAUACCCUGGCACAGCCAUCACUUAUGGAGAACCCUCUCAGCGAUCUUGGACUUCUCUAUAUUUGGCCUUUUGCCCUGGAGCAUCUCGCUGUAUACUUUCCCUGAAAUAAGAACGAGGACCUCCUGUUGCUCUGCAGGACAGCACCUUGCAUUAUCACUGUGUUACGCCCAAAGCCCGGGAUUGGUUGCCACUCUGCACCCUCCCCCUCCUAGGCACAUCUCAAGACAUUUAUAUAUAUAUUUAUGUAUAUCAGAAAGCUGUUUUAUUUUUUUAAGUUUUAAAUGAUGGACAAAAGGUAAUGUGGGAACUUGAAGGUUGCCAGUGUUAUCCUUUAUCACCUCAGUGCCGUAGCUAUGCCAUGGUGGCAUUCAUCUUUGUUAUAGGCUUGUAUGCACCAUUUCAGCACUUGCAAUCACCCGUCAGCACCAUUCUAGUGCAUCCAGUUUCAAUGCAAGCCUCCCACCCGUCUGUUAGCAGUAAAAAGGCCUAUCUACCCUGCCACAGCUGGCAGGGGCUAGUAAUGCCAUUCUUUGGUGCCACAUAGAUGCUGCUCCUUCUACCCUUUCCCACUGCUUGUAAAUAUCACUACAUUGUUAAAGAAAAAAAAAAAAGACAAUAAAACCAGUCAGUACCUCAA